Molecule: messenger RNA, 1924 nt
Organism: Ceratina calcarata
Lineage: Eukaryota; Metazoa; Arthropoda; Insecta; Hymenoptera; Apidae
Gene: Nop56
Product: Nop56 ribonucleoprotein
Exons: 3
Coding region: 146-1624 (492 amino acids)
Cellular component (GO): small-subunit processome; box C/D methylation guide snoRNP complex
Molecular function (GO): snoRNA binding
Source: RefSeq, a predicted model, not a curated record
UUUCAGGAAGCACUGAAAACUCCAUAUUUCAGUUUACGGUGUUAUAUCCGGAACACAUGGUCGAUUUCUAACCCAAGUAAUGCGCUCUGCGUUUACUGCAGUUUACUGUUUAGGAACAUUGAAUGGAAGUUAAAAUAAAGGAACCAUGUUAAAGUUUUACGUAUUGUUCGAGCAUGCUGCUGGUUAUGCACUCUUUGCGGUCAGAGAAUUUGAGGAGGUAGGGAUGUUGCUACCUCAGGUUGAAGCAUCUGUCACAGAUUUAUCUCGCUUCAAUUCAGUUGUAAAACUAGUUGGGUUCUCGCCUUUCAAAACUGCCUUAGCAGCUUUGGAAAGUAUAAACAAUAUUUCUGAAGGAGUUGUCCCUGAAGACUUACAACUGUUCUUGGAUUCAUGUAUACCAAAAUCUGGGAAGAAAAAUAAAGUUGUGCUAGGAGUAGCAGAUCCGAAACUUGGAGCUAGUAUUACUGAAGCACUAAAUAUUAAAUGUGACCAUACUGGAGCCAUCCCAGAAAUCAUUAGGGGAAUAAGAUUUCAUUUUCAUAGUUUAGUGAAAGGUUUCACUGCGAAGAGUUCUGGAAUUGCACAGCUUGGGCUUGGUCAUAGUUAUUCUAGAGCUAAAGUAAAAUUCAAUGUCAAUCGUGUAGAUAAUAUGAUUAUACAGAGUAUAGCUCUGUUAGAUCAAUUGGACAAGGAUAUUAAUACAUUCAGCAUGCGUAUAAGAGAAUGGUACAGUUAUCACUUUCCAGAACUUGUAAAAAUAGUACCUGAGAACUAUAUGUAUGCCAAAGUUGCUAAAUUAAUAAAAAACAGAAAAGAACUUACAAAUGAGAAAUUAGAAACUUUGGAAGAAAUUGUUAUGGAUAGUGCAAAAGCCCAAGCAAUUAUCGACGCAUCUAAAUCAUCUAUGGGAAUGGAUAUUAGCCCUGUCGACCUCCUUAACAUCGAAAUGUUUGCGGCCCGUGUUAUUGCUCUGGCUGAUUAUAGAAAACAGCUGGCAGAAUAUUUAAGAUCUAAAAUGGCAGGAGUAGCGCCAAAUUUGGCGACAUUGAUCGGUGAUCAAGUAGGUGCGAGAUUAAUAGCACAUGCCGGUUCUCUAACUAAUUUGGCUAAAUAUCCCGCCUCUACUGUGCAAAUAUUAGGCGCGGAAAAAGCCUUGUUCAGAGCCUUAAAAACAAAAGGUAAUACUCCGAAAUAUGGGUUGCUGUUCCACUCGAGUUUCAUUGGUCGUGCGGGAACGAAAAAUAAAGGUAGAAUUUCAAGAUAUCUUGCAAAUAAAUGCUCGAUAGCAUCAAGAAUCGAUUGCUUUACUGAUACGCCAACCAAUAUCUUCGGCGAGAAGUUGCGGCAACAAGUAGAAGAUCGAUUGAAAUUUUAUGAAACUGGAGAAAUACCCAAGAAAAAUAUAGAUGUUAUGAAGGAAGCAUUAGAAGAAGCUGCGCAAGUAAUAGCCAGCAUAGAACAAGAAAAACCUAAAAAGAAGAAGAAGAAAGAUAAGAAAAGAAAAAGCGAAGUAUUAGAAAAUGGAAAAGAAAAUGGAAGAGUUGAAAAUGGAGUAACAGAAGAAACUGAAGAACCUAAGAAAAAGAAAAAGAAGAAAUCCAAGAAUUUGGAUGAAGACGAAUGAAUCUGUAUCUACUGUCUGUGUACUGAAGUAUAACAGUCUACUAAUUUUACUCAGUUCUGAGAAUGAAAAUAUUUGACAUUUCUUCAAAAACUCCAUUUAUAGUGACAACUUUUGUUCAUAAUUUGGUUCAUCAUUGAAUGUACAUUUUUGUUGUAUGAUUAUGUUAAAUCGACAAGCAGAUCUGUAACUUAAAGGCAGAAUUUUGUAUAUGCAACAUACCUUGACUCUUAAAUACUGUUUAAAACAUAUAUAUAUUAUUUUACAAAAGAAAACUGUAAAAUAUAAUCUUUUUUAACUACA